Molecule: messenger RNA, 4630 nt
Organism: Hypomesus transpacificus
Lineage: Eukaryota; Metazoa; Chordata; Actinopteri; Osmeriformes; Osmeridae
Gene: xpo4
Product: exportin 4
Exons: 23
Coding region: 9-3473 (1154 amino acids)
Biological process (GO): protein export from nucleus
Cellular component (GO): cytoplasm; nuclear pore
Molecular function (GO): nuclear export signal receptor activity
Source: RefSeq, a predicted model, not a curated record
GGGAGACGAUGAUGGCGGCGGUCGGUGCACCAGAAGUGAUUUCACAGCUGGAAAGCGCUGCCAAAGUUUUAAUGGCACCGCCGUCCAUGGUCAGCACAGAGCAGAGACAACAUGCAGAGCACAUAUUCCUCUCCUUCAGGAAGUCUAAAUCCCCCUUCGCUAUCUGCAAGCACAUUCUUGAGACCAGUAAGGUGGACUAUGUGCUGUUCCAGGCGGCCACAGCAAUCAUGGAGGCCGUGGUGAGGGAGUGGAUCCUGCUGGAGAAGGCCAGCAUCGAGUCUCUACGUACAUUCCUCCUCACCUAUGUUCUACAGAGACCCAACCUGCAGAAGUACGUGCGCGAGCAGAUGCUUCUGGCCGUGGCCGUCAUUGUGAAGCGCGGCUCCCUAGACAAGUCCAUCAACUGUAAAGGCAUCUUCCAUGAGGUCAGCCAGCUCAUCAGCAGCGGCAACCCCACAGUGCAGACCCUGGCCUGUUCCAUCCUGACGGCUCUGCUCAGUGAGUUCUCCAGCUCCAGCAAGACCAGCAACAUCGGACUUAGCAUGGAGUUCCACGGCAGCUGCAAACGCAUCUUCCAGGAGGAGGACCUCCGGCAGAUCUUCAUGUUGACCAUGGACGUUCUCCAGGAGUUCAGCCGCAGGGAGAACCUCAACGCCCAGAUGUCCUCUGUGUUCCAGCGCUACCUGGCCCUGGCCAAUCAGGUGCUCAGUUGGAACUUCCUCCCGCCCAAUCUGGGACGCCACUACAUCGCCAUGUUCGAGUCCACCCAGAACGUGAUGCUGAAGCCCACAGAGACAUGGAGGGAGGCCCUGCUGGACACGCGCGUCAUGGACCUCUUCUUCACAGUGCACAGGAAGAUCCGGGAGGACUCAGACAUGGCCCAGGACUCGCUGCAGUGCCUGGCCCAGCUGGCCUCCAUGCACGGACCCAUCUUCCCCGACGAGAGCGCCCAGGUGUCUUACCUGGCCCACCUGGUGGAGGGGCUGCUCAGCAUGAUCAACGGAAUAGAGAUCGAGGACUCUGAGGCCGUGGGCAUCUCCAACAUCAUCUCCAACCUCAUCACUACGUUUCCCAGAAGCACCCUGACGGCCCUGCCCAGCGAGCUCUUCACCUCCUUCAUCAACUGCCUCACUCUGCUCACCUGCUCCUUCGGGCGCAGCGCCGCCCUAGAGGAAGUGCUGGACAAGGAUGACAUGGUGUACAUGGAGGCGUAUGAUAGGUUGCUGGAGUCGUGGCUGACGCUGGUGCAGGAUGACGAGCACUUCCCUCGCGGCUGCUUCGUCCAGCCGGCCGUGCAGGUCUUCAACUCCUACAUCCAGUGUCACCUGGCGGCCCCCGAUGGCACGCGGAACCUGACAGCGAACGGCGUGGCGUCGCACGAGGACGAUGAGAUCAGUGAGCUGCAGGAGGAUGACAGGGAGCUGUUUUCUGAUCAGCUGGCCAGCAUAGGCAUGCUGGGACGCAUCGCAGCCAACCACUGCAUCCCCCUUCUGACCAGUCUGCUGGAGGAGCGUGUGACUCGUCUGCACGGGCAGCUCCAGAGGACCCAGCAGCACCUGCUGGCCUCGCCCCACGCUGGCUCUGUGGACCGCAAGGUCCUGGAUGACCUCUACGAAGACAUCCACUGGCUCAUACUGGUCACAGGGUACUUGCUGGCAGACGAUGCCCAGGGCGAGACACCGCUCAUCCCCCCGGAAGUGAUGGAGUACUCCAUCAACCACUCCACGGAGGUGGACAUCAACAGCACCCUGCAGGUCCUGGGCUCCCCCGGAGAGAAGGCCUCCUCCAUCCCAGGAUGCAACAGGACAGACUCUGUCAUCAGGUUGCUGUCUGCGGUGCUGAGGACAUCUGAGGUGGAGUCCAGGGCCACCAGAGCCAGCCUGACCGGCCUGCUCAGCCCUCAGAUGGGGAAGGACAUCGUCUGGUUCCUCCGUCGCUGGGCCAAGACCUACCUGCUGGUGGACGAGAAGCUGUAUGGACAGAUCAGCAUGGCUCUUAGCACGGCCUUCGGGGCAGACACUGAGGGGGCCAAGUGGAUUGUGGGAUACCUGCUGGAGAAGGUGAUCAACAACCUAUCGGUGUGGAGCUCGGAGCCGGAGCUGGCCAAUGAAACAGUGGAGCUGCUGGUGACCCUGGUGGAGAAGAGGGAGAGGGCCAACAUUGUGGUGCAGUGUGAGAACUGGUGGAACCUGGCCAAGCAGUUUGCCAGCCGCAGCCCUCCCUUGCACCUGCUGUCCAGCUCCGUCCAGAGGACCCUGAUGAAGGCUCUGGUCUUGGGGGGCUUCGCCCACAUGGACUCUGACACCAAGCAGCAGUACUGGACCGAGGUGCUGCACCCCCUCCAACAGCGUUUCCUCAGCCUGAUCAACCAGGAGAACUUCGCCCAGAUUAGCCAGGAGGAGGGAGUGAAGCGGGAGAUCGUCGCCACGCUGGAGGCCCUGUGCGGCAUCGCCGAGGCGACGCAGAUCGACAACGUGGCGUCGCUCUUCAGCUUUCUCAUGGACUUCCUGUCCAGCUGCAUCGGCCUGAUGGAGGUGUACCGCAACACCCCGGAGACCAUCAACCUCAUCAUCGAGGUGUUUGUGGAGGUGGCCCACAAACAGAUCUGCUACCUGGGGGAGUCCAAGUCAAUGAAGCUGUACGAGGCGUGUCUGACGCUGCUGCAGGUCUACUCCAAGAACAACCUGGGCCGCAAGCGGUCGGACGUGGCGGCGGAGGAGGACCAGUACCAGGACCUGCUGCUCAUCAUGGAGCUGCUCACCAACCUGCUCUCCAAGGAGUUCAUCGACUUCAGCGACACCGGUGGGUCAGAUGAGGUGUUCCGGGGCCAGGAGCAGGGUACAGCAGCGUCGGGUCGCUCUGUGUCUGCUGCAGACGUGGUUCUGUUUGGAGUCAACAUCGUGCUUCCCCUCAUGUCUCAGGACCUGCUCAAGUUCCCGUCCCUGUGCAACCAGUACUACAAGCUCAUCACCUUCAUCUGCGAGAUCUUCCCAGAGAAGAUCCCCCAGCUGCCUGAGGAGCUCUUCAAGAGCCUCAUGUUCUCCCUGGAGCUGGGGAUGACUGCGAUGAGUUCAGAGGUCAGCCAGUUGUGUCUGGAGGCUCUGUCCCCAUUGGCGGAGCAGUGUGCCAAAACCCAGGAGAAGGACACGCCCCUCUUCAUCGCCACGCGCCACUUCCUCAAGUUGGUGUUUGACAUGCUGGUUCUGCAGAAGCACAACACAGAGAUGACCGUGGCUGCAGGAGAGGCUCUGUACACUCUAGUCUGCCUGCACCAAACGGAGUACUCUGAGCUGGUGGAGUCUCUGCUCUCCACCCAGAGAGACGCCGUCAUCUACCAGCGUCUGGCCGACGCCUUCAACAAGCUGACUGCCAGCAGCACGCCCCCCAGCAUGGACCGCAAGCAGAAGUUGGCCUUCCUCAAGAGCCUGGAGGAGUUUGUGGCUAACGUGGGGGGGCUGCUCUGUGUCAAAUAACCACUGUUUCCUCAACAUCCCCUCCCUUAUCCCCUGCCACCUGACUACCCCCUGCUGGUCCUUUGGACUGCCUGCCUGGUCUUCUGCACCUCCCCCCCCCCCCCCCCCCAGGCCCCUGCGGACUGGGCCUGAACACUAAGGAGACAGGGGACCUUGUAGCUCUGGAUCCUCCAGGGCGGAUACUGACGGGGUAGAGGUGGGGUGGUGGCCUCCAGGACUGAGGGGGUGGAGAUGGGGGUAGGACUGGGGGUGGAGGGGGCAGGGUAGGUUGGUAGUCAGGCCUCUUACCUUUCCAAUCAUUGUUUACUUUAUUGGUGCUGGGGUGAAGGCAGGAGGGAGGGGGAUGAUCUGUUCCAGGAACACCACGCCCCUCCUCCCCUACCUCUCCCUCGCCACUCCGACCCUGCCCCCCUCCCUGAGUGCCUUUGUUUUCUUGAUUGUGUCGUGUGUCGACUCCUGCGUUGUCGCCGUGGCGAGCUGGAACAAGUCUCCCCAUGACGUUGGUGCCUGUCAUUCAAACUGCAAACUACGCACGCAUCACAGAUCGCCAUGACAACGAGGCCUCACUGGCUUUUUCCAGACUGUCUAGGAGGGUCGGGUGUUUUGGAGGGUCGUCGACAGACAAACCAAAUCACUUUGUGUUUCAUUAAGGGUGUAUAUAUGUUUUCAACAAAAAAAAGGAGAAAAAAAUUAGUUUCAAAAUUAUGACUGAAAGGUUUUUAUAAGAUAAUUGAUAAAAGAGAGGUUGACCAGAGGAAGAGGAGGGGUGAGUUGUGAACUCGGGAUGUAAUCUUCCUCCUCACUGGAGGUAAGUUCUAUCCUGUGCCUCCACUCUCUUCCCCAGCGAAACAGCAGGGGGGUGGAAGCCUUAGAAACGCUCAGCCUCUCAACUUUAGCAUAAACUCUAGUUUUAUUUUUCUACGACACAUUCACUCUUCUACACUUCAAAAACACACUGGAUGGACAAGACAAGACCCUACAAUACCGAAGAAAGCAAUAACAAACCAAAAAAAGGAACGAGCCACUUGUUUUAACUAUGGCAUUGAAGAUGGACCUUCAGAUCUUCUUGUUGAGAGCACUACCCUGGUUGUUUUGGAAUGCCUGAAUGAAUUGUAACGAAUUGUAAAAGUGUACAUAAACUUAUUAUAUAAAAUGUC